AUGAAACGACAUCAAUACCCACCCGAGCCGCCGCCACUCCCCAUCAUCGGAAACCUCCACCAAUUCCCAUGGCGGGAUUCGUGGCGAGCCCUAAGUACGUGGCACAACCAAUACGGUUCCAUCUUCACAGUCUGGGUGGGCUUCCACCCCGUGGUCAUCGUCGGUUCAUUUCAAUGUGCAAAGGAGCUCUUCGAACAACGAGGAGCAAUCUACGGCUCUCGCCCCGCGUACUUUGCCGAUGCCAUCGGCAGCGACUCUCUAGCCGUGGCGCUACCGUAUGGUCCGCGGUGGCGCCGGCACCGUCUCCUCCUCCAUGCACUCCUGAACGAGCGCCAAUGCAACGACUACAUCAACCUCCAGGAUCUCGAGUGCAAGCAGUUGUUGUGGGAGCUGCUCUCAACCAACGACUUUGCGGGACGAUUUCACCGCUUCGCCGCGAGGUUGACUUUCGCGCUGGCGUACGGGCGUCGACUAGAGAGGGGGGAUGAGCCAGAGGUGAGGGAGAUCGAUCGCAUCAUGCGCGAGCUCUUGGGCGAGGUGUGCUUGCCAGGAGUGGCGUUUCCUAUCCUGGACCAUCUGCCGGAUUGGCUGGCAUCGUGGAGAAAACGCGCCGCCCGACUGCAGGAGAGCCAGGCGCGAUUCUUCAGUUACCACAUGCAGAGGGCACUCCAUACGACAGAAACAAAGACAUGGAGUCAUACCGUCCGCGACCUUGCCCGCACCCGAUGGCCCGAGUCGAUGUUCAGCGUCGACGAAAUGGCCCACGUUGUCGGAGUCAACUACGAGGCCGGCAGCAACACCACGGCCUUUGUGCUCGAGGUCUUCGUCCUGGUGGCAGUGCUGCAGCGACCUGCUGUGCAGCGCGCGCAGGCUGAACUCGAUCAAGUAGUAGGAUGUCAGCGCAUGCCGACACUGUACGAUAUGCCUUGGCUGCCGUACCUCCAGGCGUUUGUGGAAGAGGUGCUGCGCUGGCGGCCAGUCGUCCCAGGAGGUCUACACCAUUGCACGAUUCAGGACGACGAUUACAUGGGCUAUCGCAUCCCGAAAGGUGCGACCGUCAUCCGAAAUCACUGGUCACUGGAGUUCGAUGAACAUGUCUUCCAGGAUCCGCACAGUUUCCUGCCGGAGAGCUGGAUCAAGAACCCCGAUCUACCGACCUGCGCGUUUGGGCUGGGGCGCAGGCUUUGUCCGGGCGAGCAUCUCGCUCGUAGCUCAUUGCAUCUUGUCAUCUCGCGCAUGCUGUGGGCUUCUGACAUUCAACAUGUGGGGAAUGCGCCGCCGGACCCCUUUGCUAUGACGCAGGGGAUCAGCUCACGGCCACAGCCCUUCAAAGCCAAGUUUCGCCCUCGGAGUCGGUUGCAUCAAGCCGUCAUUGAAACUGAAUGGGAGAAUAUGAUGGAUGGUCAUCUAAUUUGA
Messenger RNA from Aspergillus japonicus CBS 114.51, 1416 nucleotides. Its product is annotated as cytochrome P450. The transcript has a single exon. NCBI's taxonomy places the organism in Eukaryota, Fungi, Ascomycota, Eurotiomycetes, Eurotiales, Aspergillaceae. Gene Ontology annotation, molecular function: heme binding; iron ion binding; oxidoreductase activity, acting on paired donors, with incorporation or reduction of molecular oxygen. The coding region runs from base 1 to 1416 and encodes 471 amino acids. The record is from RefSeq and is a predicted model, not a curated record.